Salvelinus namaycush (lake trout) is the source of this 1921-nucleotide messenger RNA. Its product is annotated as chromobox protein homolog 2-like. Lineage: Eukaryota; Metazoa; Chordata; Actinopteri; Salmoniformes; Salmonidae. The transcript has 5 exons. Gene Ontology annotation, cellular component: heterochromatin; PRC1 complex. The record is from RefSeq and is a predicted model, not a curated record. Gene Ontology annotation, biological process: negative regulation of transcription by RNA polymerase II. The coding region runs from base 1 to 1890 and encodes 629 amino acids.
AUGGAGGGGGUAACUGUAGGGCAGGUAUUUGACGCCGAAUGCAUCCUCAACAAACGCCCAAGAAAGGGGAAGUUUGAGUAUUUGGUGAAGUGGAGAGGGUGGUCGUCCAAGCAUAACAGUUGGGAGCCAGAAGAGAAUAUUCUGGACCCCAGAUUAAUGGCUGCCUUCCACAAGAGAGAGCAAGAGAGGGAGCUACUGUUCGGUAAGAGAGGGAAGAGGCCAAGGGGGCGCCCACGGAAAAUUCUGGAACCAGAGCCAACUGAAACCAAAUCCGACCGGUCCUCCUCAUCCUCUUCAUCCGGCCUGUCCUCCUCUCCCUCUGCCUCUUCCUCAGAAGAGGAAGAUGAAGACCAUGGGAAGAAGGCCAAACCAGGUCCUCGGCGCCUCAACCUCCAGCCUGUCCUCCAGACGAGGCCCCAUAUUGUGGUGGCCAAUCAGGAGCCCAUCCGGAAAAAGCGCGGGAGGAAACCGCUGCUCCCCGAGCUGAGGGCUUUGAGACAGGCAAAUACCCGGCCGCCCCUGCCUCCCCCUCCUCUUUCUCGCCACCACCAGGUCCUCAGGCCCCCCCGUGAGCCCCCCAAAGAGGAACCUCGAGGGGGGGUGAAGAAGCCUCUACAGCCGGCCAGUUUCACCUACACCAGCCUGAGCGCCAGCCGGGGCUCCAGAGAUGAGACGGCACCCCAGCGGGCUGCUGGAGGGGCCUUCUUCCAGGCAGGGGCCUCCAAACCUGGGCCGCUGAACUCCAUAUGGUCGGGUCGCUCCAUGUCGACCAUCACCCCCUCCUCUCCAUCCUCCUCUUCUUCUCUCAGCAGACCUCCCCCACCUCACAGUAAGGGAUUGUCAGAUCUGAAGCGCUCCCUCUCCGUCUUCGACGCCGGCAACAGCAGUGGCCGAGCAGAAGGGCUUAAGGUGGCGUCCUCUGUAAAACCAGGGGUGUCUACAUCAACAUCACUUGGUCUCCACAGCUCCAAGACCUCCAGCGGGUUCGGUGGCUCUCCGGCGGCUUGUAGCCCAGCUCAACGCUCCCCAGCUGGGCAGAGGAGGCAGCAGGAGAGCCCUGGAAGUCAGGCGGUGGUGGUGGUUCAGCAGCAGGGAGCCAAGCCCUCCUCCUCUCCACCUCUCUCGGCUAGAGACCGCAUCAGUCAGGCCCUCAGCCUCCGAGCUCUCAACCUGCAGAGCGUCAACAAACGGGCGCCCGGCAAUGGUCUCCAGGGAUACGGAACCUCCGGCACCACUGGAGUUGCAGUUUCAAGGUCGAGCCUGAGAAGCGGUGCCAGCCAGGCAGGAAAAGGAGCAGGAGGAAGCAUUAAAGAGAUGCACACAUCGUCUGGGCUAGACCAGAGCCUGGCGUCCGGAGGGUUAGGGGCAGGGGUGCUGCGCUCUGGAAGCAUUCCACAAGCCAGAGAGGAGAGGGGGGAGAGAGGGAAGACCACAGGGGCAGAGACUGAGAGAGAGAUGGACAGCAAAGGGCCAAGGGGUGUAGGGAGCGGUAAUGGAAGAUUGGAGAGAGGGGGGAGUGCACAGGGAGGUAUGUCGUCGGCCGGGGGAGGUGGAUCAAGCGCGGCUAGAGAGGAGGACAGGAGGUCAGAACAGAGCCUUAACGAGCGGAACUCCCGGAGCAUCGAGAACUCUCGGACCCUUAACGAGCUCAGCACAGGUGACUCAGAUGACACCAGCAGCAGCGAAUCAGAAGAGCCCGACUCCUCCCCUUAUCCCAACAACAACGGGCCCCGCCUGGUCUCUAUGGAGACGGAAAUGGAGACGGACUGGCGGCCGGCACUUAGCCUUCUAGAACACGUGUUUGUCACGGACGUCACCGCCAACUUCGUCACAGUAACAGUGAAGGAGUCCCCAACCAGUGUUGGGUUCUUCAACGUCCGCAAUCCCUAAAGCCUGUCCAUGUACACUACUGUUCAAAAGU